AUGGGCUGUGAUCAGACUAAAAUUCGUUCUCCUGUUGCAAGUAUUCAUCGAAAUAGUAAUAUUGAACGUAAAUCAGUAUUUUCAUAUAAUUCUGAUGAACAUCAUACACUAUCCAUUCUCCCUGAGGUUCCUCCUAGCGAUUUAUCGCCAAUAGAUAAAGAUGCAUUUACAACUACGGUUUGCCAACAACGACAAAAGAGUAUUGACAAUCUGGUUUACAGGGAAACUAUUGAUAAGUGGAAACCUUCAUCUAUUGAAGCACUUGUUAAUUCUAUUCAAGAACUUUCUGCUAAUAAAAAUAAAAUCGAUCAAGCUUGGAUAAUUUUCUAUUGGAUUAGUGAAAAUAUCAGCUAUGAUACCGAUGCAUUUUUUAGCAACCAAAUUGGAACACAAGAUGCUAUUAGUGCGUUUCAAAAUAGAACAGCAGUUUGUGACGGUUAUUCAUCAUUAUAUGCUGAAUUAUGCAAUAGAAUUGGAGUUCAAUGUUUUAAAGUAAAUGGAUAUGCAAAAGGAUUCGAAUUUGAUCCACGUCAAAUGAGUUUUGAUGAGAUAAAUCAUGCGUGGAAUAUAAUUAUACUAGAAGAUGAUCAUUCUUAUUUUGUUGAGCCUACAUGGGGUUCAGGUUAUGUCGAUAAAAAAACGCAUAAAUAUAAAAAGAAAUUAGUUUCCGAUUAUUUUUUAUGUCGACCAGAACAUAUGAUCUAUAAACAUUUGCCUACAGAUCCCGAUUAUCAACUUCUUACACAUCCAAUAACCAUAGAACAAUAUCUUAUGUUACCUUACGUAUAUCCAGCAUUUUUUACGUACGAUUUACAAAUCGUUUCACCUGCUUAUUCGGCUAAAGUUGAUCUAGUUAAGGAUGAAUCAUACGGAUUGGUAAUAAUUAAAACACCAAAUAGUACUAUAGAAUUAUCCGGUUCUCUAGAAGACGAAGCAGGUAAUAAAAUUGAAGGUGGUCAUUUAGUUUAUUUAGAUAAAGAAGAUCAAACACUAUGGCGUUGCCAAUUUGCUCCACCAAAAAUUGGAAAAUACAAUAUUUUUAUUUUUGUCGGACAAAAAAGUAGUCAAGAUCAACAUUCGGCUGCUGCUGUUCAAUUUGCUUUCGAUGUCGAUCAUCUUCCAUUGCCACCUAUUUCUUAUCCUCAUAUAUGGUCAGCAUUUUUCGAUGAUAACAUAGAAAUCAUCAAACCGAAAAAUUCUCGCUAUAUUGAUUGGCCAUCAAAAGCCAAUACUGGAUAUUGCAAAAUUCUAGUACGUUCGUCUGAUAAAGUUUAUGUAUCUGCAGGAUUGAAAGAUGGUUUGACAGGUAACAACGUUACAAAUGGGACAUUAGUUAAUUUCGAUCAUGAAACACAUAUUUGGCAUUGCCUUUUUGCUCCAUCAAAUACUGGUGUUCCGUUUGAACUGACUUUGUUUGCUCGACGUCCGAACGAAGACAAAUCGCAUUCUGUUGCUGAAUUCAUUUUACGACCAAUCCCUAACAAUGCUCUAACACAAUCUAUGACAUUUCCUGAAAGAUUUCUUCCAUUUUGUAAUGCCAAAUGUCUUUUGAUUGAACCGUUAAAUGGCGUACUCGAAAGACAAUCUUUCGUGCAUUUUCGCUGCCAAAUUCCUGGUGCACAACAAGUAAAUGUAACCGUCGAUGGCGAAUGGAUUGAAGAUGAUCCAUGGAAACCGAAUGAAAAUGAUAUGUUCGAUGGUGUUAUUCAAGUCGGAAACAAAGAAGUUAUUAUCUAUGCCAAUUUCGAUUCUAAGAGUGAAUCAUACGGUGGGCUCUUGAAAUAUACUGUCUCCUAA
Molecule: messenger RNA, 1797 nt
Organism: Rotaria socialis
Lineage: Eukaryota; Metazoa; Rotifera; Eurotatoria; Philodinida; Philodinidae
Source: the annotation of a GenBank genome assembly